Lolium rigidum is the source of this 1548-nucleotide messenger RNA. Its product is annotated as NAD-capped RNA hydrolase DXO1-like. The transcript has 13 exons. Gene Ontology annotation, molecular function: mRNA 5'-diphosphatase activity. Lineage: Eukaryota; Viridiplantae; Streptophyta; Magnoliopsida; Poales; Poaceae. Gene Ontology annotation, cellular component: cytosol; nucleus. Bases 1 to 1446 code for a protein of 481 amino acids. Gene Ontology annotation, biological process: NAD-cap decapping; nuclear-transcribed mRNA catabolic process. The record is from RefSeq and is a predicted model, not a curated record.
AUGAACUUCUCGGAGCACGACGUCGACCUCUUCGGGGAGGACUACGACGCCCGCGACGGAGCAGAAGCUGAAGCCCAGGGAGGCGGCGGCGCCUCGUCCGGCUCCUCCGCCCCGUCCACAUCCUCGUCGUCCUCCGCUGCCGCGUCAUCGUCAUCCUCCGCUGCCGCGUCCUCGUCCUCCUCCAGCGGCCGCAGCAGCAGUGGCAUUUCCGACGGAGGGGACCACGAGGGCCACGGCGGGGAGCACCACUCGUUAGGGCAUGGUGGCGAGGAAGAGGAGGAGACAGAUUUGUUCGGCCCCGACAACGAGGGGUACGUCAAGACCUCCGCCCGUAGCCGAUAUCCAGUUCCAGUGUUGCCCCCAUUACCGGACACCGACAGUGUUUCUCAUGGCGGAGUACAAGGACAUGGGUGCGGCGUUGAAGUUUGUGUUUCACAUAUGAAACUUAAUAAGAUUCAUGAGACUCUAUCUAGGAAAUCUGUUGCUUUUCAGGAGCCAUGUGAGUUCGCCUGCUUCAGCCGUGUUGAGGGUGGGGAUGUAUAUUUUGAUGAUCGCAGCUUGAGGCUUUUCAAACGUAAUAUUUGUGACUAUGUUGGUGAAGAUCUCAAUAGAGGAUUUGAAUCGUUUACAGAGAAAAGAGAUUUGGGAUCUCAAGGAUUUGAAGAUCUUCUUGCAUGCAUACGAAAUUCAAACCUACCUCUUCGGAACAUACAUUUUGUGACUUACCGCAACAACCUUAACAAGAUAUUGGCCACGGCUUAUAUAAAAGAACCAUGGAAGAUGGGUGUGCACAAAAGAGAUGGUGUUGUGUACCUUGAUGUCCAUAAGCUCCCUGAAAGACCACAAAGCAAGAUUGACCGCAGGAGAUGUUUUUGGGGCUAUUCUUUUGAAAAUCUUGCUACUGAAAACUCUAUUGGUGAGGACGGAAGAGGUAUUGAUGCAAAUGUAGAGUAUUGUUCUGUAAUAAAGACAAAAUUGGGUGCGCAUCGCAUUAUCAUGGGUGCUGAGAUGGACUGCUGUGAUGCAACUAAUGAUGGCAGGCGGUUCUAUGUGGAGUUGAAAACAAGCAGAAAGCUGGAUCAUCAUACGCUGAAAAAAUAUGAGAAAGAGAAGUUACUUAGGUUCUGGAUUCAGUCAUUCCUUGCUGGUGUAUCAUAUGUUGUCGUUGGAUUCAGGAAUGAUGCUGGUGUACUUGUGCGAACCGAGAGACUAAGGACUAGAGACAUUACACAAAAAGUGAAAGCAAAGAACUACUGGCAGGGUGGCGUCUGCUUGGCCUUUGCUGACGAGGUUUUAUGCUGGCUCUAUGGCACUGUCAAAGAAAAUGAAGACUAUAUUCUGCAACGUGUACACCCAUUCGAUCGCUUGGAGCUACUACGCGCCCAGUCUCCGUGCCCCGAGGCAAUAACGCAGCAUGUGGAGCGGCUCUCUGGCACAACAAACUAGAUCAGUUCCUAAGCAAAGCUCUGGCACUAAUGUUUUUGACUGACCUUAACCUUAUGUUAGCGUCGUAUAACAGCUGAACUAUACUGGGUGAGAGAGGCUGAU